AUGGCAACUUUUAAGAUUGAUGUUCAUCAUCACAUUGUACCACCGGAAUUUAGAAAGGGGGGCGAAAAUCCUACCCUCGUCGGUCAAGGCCUGCGAUUACCGCCAUGGAGUCCAGAGAAAAGUCUGGACUUCAUGGAUCGGCACAAUAUCUCAGUAUCCAUCCUGUCCAUGGGAGCUCCAGCGACAAGCAUCAGUAGCGAUUCCCGGGAAGUGGCUGCUUUUUGUCGCAGGAUGAACGAAUAUGCAGCCGAUCUAUGUCAGCAAUACCCAGGAAGAUUUGGGUUCUUCGCAACUUUGCCCUCUCCCGAGGAUAGCGAGACUUGCAUUCAAGAGAUUCGUUAUGCUCUUGAAGGUCUGAAGGCGGAAGGAGUGAGCCUAUUAACGAGCUACGGCGGAAAGUAUCUUGGGCAUCAGGACUUCCGAUCUGUGUGGGAUGAAUUAGACCGUCUCGCAGCCGUAGUCGCGAUUCAUCCAGGAUUCGAGACCGCAAGCGAGGCGAUUCAAGAACCGGUACCCUUGGCAAAGCCGAUAUUCGACUGGACGCACGAGACCACUCGUACCGCAGCGCAUCUGAUUACCACUAACACCAUGAAAACGCAUCCUGCGUGCAAAGUCAUCUUACCGCAUGGAGGUGGCACCCUACCAUACGUAGCCAACCGCAUUGCCCAACUAGGCGCAGCCUUCGGCGCCACGGAGAAAACAGCUGACGAGUUCCUCGAAGAGGCGAGACACUUCUACUACGACACCGCUCUCGCUGGAUAUGACGAGCCCCUACGUUUAUCCCUUGACUUUGCGGCACCAGGGCACGUACUGUUCGGCACCGACUAUCCAUUCUGCCGCGAGGACAUCAUUGCCAAACAGAUUUCGAAGGUAGACACAAUCCUGGAGGGCCGGAAAGAUGCCGAAAUGGUGGCUUACGCCGCCGCCACCCAGCUUUGGCCCAAGUUUAAGUUAGAUUAG
Messenger RNA from Daldinia vernicosa, 960 nucleotides. RefSeq lists its product as uncharacterized. The record is from RefSeq and is a predicted model, not a curated record. Gene Ontology annotation, biological process: secondary metabolic process. The transcript has 2 exons. Gene Ontology annotation, cellular component: cytoplasm; cytosol. Lineage: Eukaryota; Fungi; Ascomycota; Sordariomycetes; Xylariales; Hypoxylaceae. Gene Ontology annotation, molecular function: hydrolase activity; carboxy-lyase activity. Bases 1 to 960 code for a protein of 319 amino acids.